AAACAGGACAUAUGACAGAUGAAGAACCGCUGAAAUGCGAACCGCUUUUUUAAUCGGCUGGUUUUUAAUUAACGCCAUUCUUCAGACAGGUCAGCUGGCUCUGAUAGAAACAGAGGAGACUGUGUGGGCAGCAGUGGGAGACCAAGCCUCUCUAAGCUGUCAGCUCACUGGAAACAGAGAAGUCCUCCAGGUCACCUGGCAGAAACUCCUCUCUGAUGGAGAAAUUAAUCUGGCCACCUACACCAAGAAAUUUGGUUCCAGGGUGAGUGCUGGUCUGAAGGAGAAGAUGGAUUUUCAGUAUAAUGGUCUGCAGAGCUGCUCCAUGGUGAUCAGGAAGGUGACGGAGCAGGAUGAAGGCUGCUAUAGAUGUUUGUUUAACACCUAUCCUCUAGGAGCCCUGAUAGGCAGGACCUGCCUCAGACUCUCUGAGCUGCAUGGACCCGUCCUUGAUGUCAGCAGAUCAAGCUCUCCUGCAGGGUCAGUUGUGUCCUGUUCAGCCACAGGUCGACCUGCUCCCACUGUAACACUGACUGCUCCACAGCAGAACCUCAGCUUGUCCCUCUACAACACCACCAGGGUGAGCAACAGCAACGGUACCGUCACCGUCACCACCACAGCUCUGCUGUCAGCUUCCAGCAGCACACAGGUUGGAUGUUCAGUGUCAGUUCUCUCUGCUGCUCCCAGAGAGCUGCUGCUCACCGUUCCUGGACCCUCACACACGUCUGAUCAUGAAUUCUGGGUAAUCGCUGGACUGGUGGUGAUGCUCUGUGUUGCUGCUGUUGCUGUUUUCAUCCCCGUAUUGUUCAGAAAAAAGGCUGAGAACAGAAAACCCAGAAGUUUGGAUGGAGUCCCUAAAUCGCUGGAUUCAUGCCUGAAGGAUCUUCUAGGAAAAAAGCAGAGUCCCUCAGACAAUGCAGCAGUUUCUCACAUCAAGCCUGCAUGUGGCGACAGCGGAGAGGAAAACUUCCCUUUGACAAGAAGGAAACCCAGAAGAUUGGAUGAAGACCUUGACCCUCAGCAAUUAUCAGCCAUAGAUGAGCUUCUAGGGACAUUGGAGAGUGGAGACACACACAGGGAGUCUGAAGAUACACUGAACAAACCUCUAGUGGAGGAACUCCCAGUCGUAGCCAUAACAAUAAACUUCGACUACAAUCCACCUCCUGCAGACGACACAUCAGCUAUAAAGAAUAACCAGCAAUAACCCUAACCCUAACAA
Molecule: messenger RNA, 1216 nt
Organism: Fundulus heteroclitus (mummichog)
Lineage: Eukaryota; Metazoa; Chordata; Actinopteri; Cyprinodontiformes; Fundulidae
Product: OX-2 membrane glycoprotein-like
Exons: 7
Coding region: 35-1201 (388 amino acids)
Molecular function (GO): cell-cell adhesion mediator activity
Source: RefSeq, a predicted model, not a curated record